Molecule: messenger RNA, 852 nt
Organism: Pleurotus ostreatus (oyster mushroom)
Lineage: Eukaryota; Fungi; Basidiomycota; Agaricomycetes; Agaricales; Pleurotaceae
Exons: 3
Coding region: 1-852 (283 amino acids)
Source: RefSeq, a predicted model, not a curated record
AUGGCAGCUUCACAAGUACGCCUCAGCACUUUCGGAGCUGCUCCUCAACAGUUAGCCGCUAAGGGCUCUGCCUUCGAGUACCCACGCAGCGAUCUCAUCGCACAAUUCGCUGAGCAUUGCGCUCAAACCACUACGAAAUUACUCGGCGCUUCGCCACUCUACUUCGAUCAGCCCGCCUUCUCCACCCCACCAAUUCAGUUAAGCGAGUUCAUAGAGAAACUCCUGCGUGUCACGCACGCGCCCCUUUCAGCCGCGGUCGCCUCUCUCGCCAUCAUCUAUUGGAUCACCGAGGCAGGCGCAUGUCCCCUUGCGUCGUCCUCGCCCCACCACCUUUUCAUGGCGGUGCACCAAGCGGUCUUGCACCCAGCGUGGGACUUCCGCGACGUUGAUGAAGAUUGGGUCGAAUUCUCUGGGGAGUGCAUACCUUUGGCUGAGGUUUCGGCCAUGAGGAAGGAGGUAGAACUAGUCAUCGAGACUCUAGGGCCGCGGCGAUGGGCAGUUUUGAGCAAUCUCGUCAGUGAAGAUAUCAACACCUGUGUGCAAGAACUUCACAACGCUGAGCGCAUCCAAGCUCAGGAUGAAGUUCGUGAAGCAGAGGAACUCGAUCUUUGGGAGGAGGAGCUAAUCGACUCAGGUUUCCUAGUCUAUGAGUGCGAUCCUGACUCUGAUGAUUCCGAUGACGACUCCGAUAGCUUUGACCUCGGGGGUUCGCAUACCGAGGCAGAGCAGCAAUCCCUUGAUGCUCAAAUCGUCAACCAACAAUUCGACCAUUCCUCAUUGCUACUCAACACUCCGCAAGAUUUGAAUCAGAAGUAUGCAUCCCCGCCGUUGGAGGAGUCUCUGAUGGGAUAA